This is a messenger RNA of Falco peregrinus (peregrine falcon), 1342 nucleotides long. RefSeq names its product paired like homeodomain 1 (gene PITX1). Gene Ontology annotation, biological process: anatomical structure morphogenesis; regulation of transcription by RNA polymerase II. Gene Ontology annotation, cellular component: nucleus. The transcript is spliced from 3 exons. The record is from RefSeq and is a predicted model, not a curated record. Bases 291 to 1199 code for a protein of 302 amino acids. Gene Ontology annotation, molecular function: DNA-binding transcription factor activity, RNA polymerase II-specific; RNA polymerase II cis-regulatory region sequence-specific DNA binding. Lineage: Eukaryota; Metazoa; Chordata; Aves; Falconiformes; Falconidae.
CUGUCCAACUCGCAACUCGCGUUUCUCUAUAAGGGAUCUUUACCACUUCCCUGCCUAUGCGGCCGGACUGCCGUGCCUCUCCCCGAGCAGAGACAAGCGGCUUCGAGGCACUGCCCAGAUCUCUUCUUCCGACACCCGUAAAAUAAUACUGUUAGUAAUAAGUGGAUUUGCUUUUGGUUUUGUUGUUUUUUUUUUCCUUAAAAAAAAAAAAAAAAAAAAAGCAGCUCCUUGUUCCUUUCUGUGUGGAAUAAACACCUGCAAACUCCCCCAGGCAGCCCGGCGCCCCUGCCAUGGAUUCCUUUAAAGGUGGAAUGAAUUUGGAGAGACUGCCCGAGAGCUUGAGACCCCAACCCUCCCAUGACAUGGCUUCCAGCUUCCAUUUGCAAAGAUCCUCGGAACCCAGAGACCCGAUCGACAACUCAGCCAGUGAAUCCUCCGACACGGAGGUGCCAGAAAAGGAGCGCAGCGGCGAGCAGAAAAACGAGGACGGGGCCGCCGACGACCCGGCAAAGAAGAAGAAGCAGCGGCGGCAGCGGACCCACUUCACCAGCCAGCAGCUGCAGGAGCUGGAGGCCACGUUCCAGCGGAACCGCUACCCCGACAUGAGCAUGCGGGAGGAGAUCGCCGUCUGGACCAACCUCACCGAGCCCCGAGUCCGGGUCUGGUUCAAGAACCGCCGAGCCAAGUGGAGAAAGCGGGAGCGGAACCAGCAGAUGGACCUGUGCAAGAACGGCUACGUGCCACAGUUCAGCGGGCUGAUGCAGCCCUACGACGACAUGUACGCCGGGUACCCCUACAACAACUGGGCCACCAAAAGCCUCACCCCGGCGCCGCUUUCCACCAAGAGCUUCACCUUCUUCAACUCCAUGAGCCCCCUCUCCUCGCAGUCCAUGUUCUCGGCGCCCAGCAGCAUCUCCUCCAUGAACAUGCCCUCCAGUAUGGGCCACUCGGCCGUGCCGGGCAUGGCCAACUCCGGCCUCAACAACAUCAACAACAUCAGCGGCUCCUCGCUCAACUCGGCCAUGUCCUCGCCCGCCUGUCCCUACGGGCCACCGGGCUCGCCCUACAGCGUCUACCGGGACACUUGCAACUCCAGCUUAGCCAGCCUCAGACUGAAAUCAAAGCAGCACUCCGGCUUCGGCUACAGCAGUUUGCAAAGCCCCGGCUCUAGUCUAAACGCCUGUCAGUACAACAGUUGACGGACUUGACACAAACCACCUCCGACAAAACAUCGCCGACAAAGCAAAGCAGAAGCAAAGCGACGUUUAACGGAAAAGAAAAAAAAAUAAAUUUAAACCCGAUGAUGAUUAAAAGCAAAACCCGAGCAAGUGAGAGAGGAAAA